GGAGACUUCGGUAGUUGAAAGAAUGAGGUUAGGGAGAAUCGGGCCAAAAUAAAAUAUGAACUUCACGGAAUUUCUCUGCUUUGUCUGUGAGAUAAGAAACUCUUUAUCAGCAACAAGUGUGAUUCUUUCUGAGACUCUAGAGUCUCCCUCAAUCUUCUAGACAAACUCAACAGUAAUCCCUGUGAAAUCGCAACAUUGUUGCUCAGUUUUAGACAUCUAAUCUUUAUCGAGUUUUUUUGUCCAUAAAUCAUAUCUCUGUAGCUCAAAAUACACAAUUAAGUGCUUCCAGUUGAGUUCCAAACGCCCUUGAAUCAAAAUCAUCUGCUGUGAGUAAGAAUCAAGCGAGAAAAUGGCUUCAAAACGAGUACUUUCCAUCCAAAGUCAUGUCAUUCAUGGAUAUGUGGGCAAUAAAUGUGCUACUUUUCCUCUCCAGGUACUCGGAUUCGAUGUAGAUCCCAUAAACUCUGUGCAGUUAUCCAAUCACACAGGAUACAAGCAUAUCAAGGGUCAGAGAAUGAAUGAUUCUGAACUUAAGGAUGUCUUUGAUGGGAUUGUCCUCAAUGAUCUCCAUGGAAAGUAUUCUCACCUGCUAACAGGUUAUAUUGGAACACCUGAGUUCCUCAAGAAAAUUGCGGAUGUCGUCAAGACUCUAAAGAAGGCUAAUCCUAAACUUGUAUUCUUUUGUGAUCCUGUAAUGGGGGACAAUGACAAAUUCUACGUACCUGAGUCUUUCGUUGAGAUCUACCGGGAUGACUUGAUCCCUCUUGCAGAUAUUGUCUCGCCCAAUCAAUUCGAGGCCGAACUCCUCUCAGGGCAGAAAAUCCAAACUGAAGAUGAUGCUUGGAAAGUUCUGGAUUGGUUUCAUUCUCGCGGAGUUCAAACUGCUGUGAUCUCAUCAACAACCAUUGGUGCUCCGGACAAUCUCAAAGCAUUUCUUAGUGAACUUCCCGAAGGAUCAGCUAAACCCAAGCGUUCGUCGCUUCUUAUGCCCAAAAUUGGAAAAGUUAACUUCACCGGAACUGGGGAUUUGUUUGCUGCGCUUUUCUUGGCUCACACAACAUCCUCCAAAGCCGCCAGCGAAGCUCUGGAGAAGACAGUAGCCUCCCUUCAAGCUGUCAUUCGCAAUACAGCUCAACAUUUGCCAUCUGUGAGCAAUCCUGAAACCCAGAUUGCUUCAGUGGACAGAGAAUUGAGGAUUGUGCAGAGCAAGAGGGACAUUGAGGAGCCUAAAUUUAUUAUUAGAGCCAUUGUUCAUUCUUGAACUGGACCUUAAUGAGAGGGAGAACUCAGCAAAAGACAAUACAAGAUUCCCCGCAAAAUAUUCAUCAAAACGUGGUAAAUAAAUAAAUUAUUAGGAGAUAGAUAACUUAAAUUGGAAUUAAAUGUAAAUAUUGUGAAUUAGAAAAAAAUGUUAAUGUUUUUUUUUUAGUGCAAAUUAUUGGACAAUAAAAUUCGUUGUGAAAGAUAUUUUGUAGACUUCUUCUGCUGAAAAUUGUUAAAAAAAAACUAAUUGAAAAUAAUAAGCAUGUUUUUGUCAAAAACAAUAAAUGUUUAUUUCACUUUAAA
Molecule: messenger RNA, 1566 nt
Organism: Phlebotomus papatasi
Lineage: Eukaryota; Metazoa; Arthropoda; Insecta; Diptera; Psychodidae
Product: pyridoxal kinase
Exons: 4
Coding region: 350-1261 (303 amino acids)
Biological process (GO): pyridoxal 5'-phosphate salvage
Cellular component (GO): cytosol
Molecular function (GO): pyridoxal kinase activity
Source: RefSeq, a predicted model, not a curated record